CUAAACUUCAAGAUUCACGGUCUCCCAUAUUUCAAAGGCGCAGUCUUGGACUGUGAUCUUUAUGGAGAAAUGGAGCCAUGGGAAAUCUGGCUACGGUUUGGAGGCAUCAACGGUGAAGAUCUCUAUUUUUUCACCAAACUCAAGAGGCUAACCAAUAACUCCGAACAUCUGUGGGCGUAUAUCAAUCGCAAGAUUGGCUUGGCCAACGGUACAUGGAGUGGCGAGAAUUCGGCUAGUCCAAUUUUUGCUACCAAAACCGAUAAACAAAUAAUCGGCUAUUUCAAGUGCUUCAGAUACGAGAAUGUCCAAUUGCCCGAGCACCAUGGUGAAUGGUUUAUGCAUGAGUAUAGCUUGCACCAAGAUUCGAUACACCAAGUUGUAGACUCGGAUUACGUUUUAUGUCGACUUAGCAAGAAUGAAAGAGUUGAAAGAAAAUUACCAAAAAAUCUUGAGCUGCAGCAACAUAGCAAGAAAAGAAUAACCGCGCCUGGAUCAACCAUCGGACAAGACACUAUGUCUGACGUGACCAUCGAUCAAGAUUUCAAUUUAUAAUUUUGACCAUAAAUGGUGCUUCUUUUUUUU
Cucurbita moschata (crookneck pumpkin) is the source of this 582-nucleotide messenger RNA. RefSeq lists its product as uncharacterized. The record is from RefSeq and is a predicted model, not a curated record. Lineage: Eukaryota; Viridiplantae; Streptophyta; Magnoliopsida; Cucurbitales; Cucurbitaceae. Bases 70 to 552 code for a protein of 160 amino acids. The transcript has 2 exons. Gene Ontology annotation, biological process: regulation of DNA-templated transcription. Gene Ontology annotation, molecular function: DNA binding.